UAAAAUUUUGCGGGAAAUUUACAGUUUUGUUAUUCUAUUAAGAAAUACCAUAUGACUCCAAUGUCUGACAAUGAUGGACCCUGCGGAAGUAGAGUUUUUGGCAGAGAAAGAAAUGGUUUCAGUCGUGCCUAAUUUUUCACAAGACACAAUUUAUUUGAUUGGUGGAGAUAUUGGUCCAUUCAGUCCUGGUUUAUCUGUACAAGUUCCACUAUGGCUUGCUGUAAACCUUAAACAGCGACAGAAGUGCAGAGUUAUUCCCCCUGAUUGGAUGGAUGUUGAAAAACUUGAAGAGAAAAAACAGGCGGAAAACGACUCCAAAUUUUUCACCGAAAUGCCAAGCCGAUUCUACAUGGAGGUUACACAGUUAUUGUUAAAAAGUGCAACUGAUGAUAUACCAAAAGCUGAUGAAGUGCGAACGUUAAUAAAAGAUAUCUGGGAUUUAAGAAUUGCCAAACUGAGGAGCAGUAUUGAUACUUUUGUCAAGAGUGAUGCCACCCACGCUAAGCUGAAUUUCUUGACGCUGAUGGAGAUCAACACAGUGCGGCCAUUUCUCACGAAGGCGUUGGGUGAGAUGCACGUUCUGAGGUCGAACCUAAGCGGCGGAGUUCGGUCAACGCAGGACUAGAUCAGUGCGGAGUUCGGUCAACGCAGGACUAGAUCAGUGCGGAAACUUGUCAACGCAGGACUAGAUCAUUGCGGAAACGGGGAUUCUGUUCAUCAGUUUUCACGGAGGAGGAGAGAUCUAUUAACGCGUCCACAUCCCACAAAAGGUCCGGGUGCGUCUAUCCCAGGACCGGUCUCUGGCAUGGCCAGGGGUCUGACUCGGGGACAGAGUUUUCCUGGAUUUACCUGGAAUACCAGAUUUGUAUCAUCUAUACAGUGUUUCCUGGUUUUCUGCUGUGUGUCCAUAUUUUCCAUCUUCUUCAUUCAAAACUUAUAUGGUUUUCAGAUGACGAUUUGCACACAUUUUGAAUGUGGGCCACCAUUUUAGACCACUAUGAAACAUUAACGAUCAGGCCAAUCUUGGUACCAGACCGCAGUAUUAGAAAUACUGGAUUUUGUUUUUGUAACCCAUUUUCAUCCUAGUUUUGAAAACAGUUCCUGACACUGUUAAAUUAACCUCGAUUCCCAGAUUUUUUUAUAUUUUUAUUUCUGAAUAUUUCCAAUCCCAGAGAACUCAGGCGAGCAAGUGAUCAGUCAUUCACUAAACUAGGUUUUGUGCCAAAUGUUACAUGAAUGUGAUGUGAUAGAACAUGAUGAUGGUACCAGUCUAAUUGUUCGCAAGUGCUAGGCCUCCUAAACACAUCACUGUUCCGGUCUUUGACGAAAAGCUGAAAAUAACUCUUUUUCAGACCGUAAUUUUUGUGAGAUUUUUGCUUGGUCUCUUAUUUUCCUCCGUUAACAGCAGAUGGUGGCUUGUGUGCUGUACCAUAGGUGUAGAAUAAAAGAGAUUUGGGUUUUGUCUACAUCUGUCGGUCUUCUCAUCUGUGGAAAAUCUUUUGCAUGUAGAGAGGGCGAGUUUUAUGGAAUUUGACUUCCUUUUUUUUUCUUUCUUUUUUUGGAAUAAGAGACUGGUUUUGUCUACAUCUGUUUUUGUCUGUUUUUGUCGGUCUUCACAUCUAUGAACAAUUUUUUUGCAUGUAGAGAUCAAGUGCGAGUUUUAUGAAAUGACUUUUUUUUUUAAUUGUGACCCCUAAAUUUGAAAGACAUUAAGCCAUCACAGUUUACAAUGUGUCAAGAUAUCGAGCCGAAAUUUUGCUUUAUCACAUACAAUUGCAGAUAAAGUUUGUCAGAGUUAUGGCCCUUGAUGGUCAGUUUUCCAGACUUUGCAGGGCAUCAACAUAUUGAUUACUCAAUUGGCAUUUGUUUUUUAAUACCCCGUCCAACUCUAAUGAGGCUUUCAGUAUCCUGUCAUAAUAAUAUAAUUUUACGAAUAUCGUAACAUUUUCUGUUUGGUUGGGUUUGGUAAUAAUUAAAUUUCUGUUACAUUAAUUACAAAUACAAUUUAAUGUCAUCCCAUUGGUUGAGCUGUAGCAACCCAAGUUUGUUAAUUUCUUGAUGAACGUAAUAACAACUUUACGUUGGUACUUUGUCUUAUUGAGCAUUAUUGCUCAAGAACUAAAAAAUCAUUCAAAAUAAAUAUAUAUAUAUGAA
Messenger RNA from Gigantopelta aegis, 2154 nucleotides. Its product is annotated as DNA replication complex GINS protein PSF2-like. NCBI's taxonomy places the organism in Eukaryota, Metazoa, Mollusca, Gastropoda, Neomphalida, Peltospiridae. Gene Ontology annotation, cellular component: nucleus; GINS complex. Gene Ontology annotation, biological process: double-strand break repair via break-induced replication; DNA replication. The coding region runs from base 71 to 625 and encodes 184 amino acids. The record is from RefSeq and is a predicted model, not a curated record. The transcript is spliced from 5 exons.